GGGUCUUGUGGGGGUCUGGGGCAUGGAGGUCGGGGAAUUAGAGGAAAACAAUAUCCCGCAAAAUUUUUGGCCAAACAGCCCUUAUAUAGAAGACAUUGGGGUCCCACCCUUCCUGGUUUUUCCCUUUCUGAUCUCACGCAAGCUUUCUUAUAUGGUUGCUUUGACACAAAAUGGGCGACGACUAUGUUGAAAAGCCCGACGCCGUGGGCAAAGAGUUCAUCGACGAACUUACGCCCGAGGAGCGUCAGCACGAGAUCGAGGCACGCGACCUGCAGAGCCACCAGUAUCUUGACAAUGAAUCACUGUAUGACCGGGUGGCGUUCGCGCAGAUACCAGUGCAAAUGAAGAGUCCCCGCAUGCUAGUUGUCACCUUGGGUGUGUUCGCAGCGUUUAGCGGCAUGCUGAGUGGAUUAGAUCAGUCAGUGAUCUCUGGCGCGCUGCCUGGUAUCCGCAAGCACUUCAUCGCAUCGGGCGAGUGGGCGAGCCUGGACGACCCGAAACUGGCGACCGACAUUUCCCUGAUUUCUUCCCUGAUGCCACUAGGCGCAAUGGCUGGUGCCCUCCUCAUGACGCCGCUGAAUUACUACUUUGGACGCCGCAACUCUAUUAUCAUCUCGUGUUUGUGGUACACACUAGGGGGAGGACUUUGUGCGGGUUCCCGCAGUGUGGCAAUGUUGUUCGCAGGCCGAUUCAUCCUCGGCAUCGGUAUCGGAAUCGAAGGCGGCUGUGUCGGUAUCUAUAUCUCGGAGUGUGUGCCGCCAGCGGUGCGCGGUAACCUGGUGUCGGUGUACCAGCUGAUGAUCGCAUUCGGAGAGAUCAUCGGAUACGCUGCGGGCGGUGUAUUUUUCGACGUAAAGUCAGGCAGCUGGCGCUGGAUGCUCGGCUCAUCCCUCUUGUUUUCAACGAUCCUGCUGGUCGGUAUGUGCUUCCUGCCGGAAUCACCGCGUUGGCUGGCAUCCAAGGGCAAGUCCGGGCGCGCAUGGCAGGUGUGGAAGUCGCUGCGCGAUAUGGCCGACCCGAAGAGCCUGGACGAGUACAUCGCGAUGGAAGUGGCGGUCAAACAGGAUGUCGACCAGUCCGCAGGCGAGCCAUGGUACCACAGGUACCUGGAAGUGGUCAGGCAUCCGCGCAACCGACGUGCGCUUGUCUACGCCACAGCGAUGAUCUUUUUCGGACAGAUGACGGGUAUCAAUGCGAUCAUGUACAACAUGUCGAACUUGAUGGCCAAGAUGAAUUUCGACGACCGCGAGUCAGUGCUGAUGUCGAUGGUGGGGGGCGGCGCGCUGUUCUUGGGAACAAUUCCUGCCGUGUUCACGAUGGACAAGUUCGGCCGACGCGUGUGGGCACAAAAUAUCCUCAUGUUUAUCGUCGGCCUGGUGCUGGUCGGUGUCGGCUAUCUAUAUACAAACAGUGGUGUUGACUACUUCAAUGAGCACAGAGCAACUGCCUUGGGGUUGUUUUUCUCCGGCCUGGUGCUGUACAUGUCGUUCUUCGGGGCGUAUUCGUGCCUGACCUGGGUGGUUCCAGCGGAGAGCUUUGAUUUCAACACCCGCAGCCAAGGAAUGGCAAUUUGCUCUGUAUUCCUUUAUUUGUGGUCAUUCAUCGUGACAUACAACUUCGAGGGGAUGCAGAAGGCCAUGACCUACACCGGCCUGACGAUCGGUUUCUUCGGCGGGCUAGCCGCGCUAGGCUUCGUUUACCAGUUGUUCUGCAUGCCCGAGACGAAAGACAAGACGCUGGAGGAGAUUGACGAGUUGUUUUUGAUGCCGACGAGUAAGCUGGUUGCACUGAACACGAGCAAUCUGGUCAAGCACUGGCGGUGGAUGCUGGGCGGGAUGCGACAGCCGGAGCAGAUCAACACCUACAACCCCUGAGACUUGUUCUUUUCACCGGACCAAUGUCCAUGGUAUAAAGAGCGAUAAAGCUUCUCAAGAAUGUAGCGGAACAGUGUGAACCAAUUCACACCUGUUUGAAUACCUAUUAUU
Messenger RNA from Aspergillus alliaceus, 1985 nucleotides. Its product is annotated as general substrate transporter. Gene Ontology annotation, molecular function: myo-inositol:proton symporter activity. The record is from RefSeq and is a predicted model, not a curated record. NCBI's taxonomy places the organism in Eukaryota, Fungi, Ascomycota, Eurotiomycetes, Eurotiales, Aspergillaceae. Gene Ontology annotation, cellular component: membrane. The transcript has a single exon. The coding region runs from base 171 to 1874 and encodes 567 amino acids. Gene Ontology annotation, biological process: transmembrane transport.